AUGUAUUUCCCCACAAUACCUAGUUUGAUUGUGCGUAGAUAUGCAGCAAAGCGAGCGUGCUCGUUUAAAGUGAUCGAUCCUUAUGCUUCAUCAAUGCACCUUUGGAAAACUGUCUUCCUUAAGGAGAGUUGUUUUCUCUUUCCUCCUAUUCGGGGUUUUAUUUCUGGUUCAAAACCCCCUUCGAACAUUCCCCUUACAGUUUUUUCCUGUUCGAAAUUAAAUUCGUGCAUUUUACGAAGCUUUUCGGUUAUUUCAACACAGAAAUCCAAUUCAACUCAAUUCUUCUCACAUAAUAGCAACGAUAAUCUUCUAGAAUCCGUAAAUGAUAUAAAUAAUACGGAUUCAUUCUAUCAAUACUCCGAACCACAACCUUUUAGUGUAAAUGCAGCUGCCCCUGCUGAAAACACUAAUUUCAUAUUAUCCGCUAACCAAUCAAUAUUCGAGUUUGUCCGCGAUUCUACGAAUUUGCCUUGGUGGGCAACAAUUAUUGUGGUUACAGUAUGUCUUCGAACUGUAUUCACCCUUCCUAUUGCGAUAUAUCAGCAACAAAGAAUCGCACGUAUUAUAGCGAUUCAACCCGUGUUAAAAUUACAACAGGAAUUGCUAAAACGUAAGAUUCUGUAUGAAUCCCGUGCUCAAAAAUUACCUUAUGAAAGAUACGAAGAGUUAUUGCAGAGCGAGGCAAGUAAGCAUCCAAAGAUUGAAAUUUCAUGUAAACCUCUAAUAAUCGAAUGGAUGCCAUUAUUCAUUUCUAUGUCAUUAACAAUACGUGGGAUGGUUGACGCGGAUCUGACUGGAUUAAGAGAUGGUGGCGCAUUGUGGUUUAGGGAUUUAUCUAAAGUCGACACAACAUGGGUAUUUCCCAUUGCGAUAGGUCUUGCCAACCUAUUUAACAUCGAAAUGAAUGCUAAAAGUAUAACGAAAAAACCUACGACUAAGCAAAAAGUAAUGAAAAAUAUCAUGCGGGGACUUUCGUUGUUUAUGAUCCCUGUCGCUUCACAAACUCCGAUGGCCAUAUGUUUAUAUUGGUUUACUUCCAGCUUGUAUAGCGUGAUACAGAACACUUCGUUUCGCAUCCCCUUCAUCAAAAAACGUUUGCGUCUUCCUUAG
This is a messenger RNA of Ambispora leptoticha, 1110 nucleotides long. Lineage: Eukaryota; Fungi; Glomeromycota; Glomeromycetes; Archaeosporales; Ambisporaceae. The record is from the annotation of a GenBank genome assembly.